UCCUGUUGCAGCCAGCAAAGCCUAAGGAUUACCACAGCCGCCACAACCAAGUGAAACAAACAACAAACAAAACCAACAACAAACAUAUAGUGUAUAUAACUGUGUGUUAGUGAAGUGUGAAUUGGUGUAUAUUUUAAAGAAUUUUUCAACAACAAAAAUUUGUAACAAAAUGCAUACCAAAGUGAUCUUAUUCGCAACGAUUGUGGCUGGCGUUGCGCUCAGCACCGCCUUACCGGUCGGUGACAACGAAAAUGGCAAGUAUCAGAAUUCGGUAGAUAAUAAAAAUGAUGGCAAAUAUCGUCCAAGCAAUGAUGGCAAAUAUCGUCCAAGUUCUCGCGACGAAGGCGCAAGAGGCGGUUACUAUGAUGCUCAGGGACGUUACAUACACAGUUCGCAGCCAUAUCGUCACGUGCACGAUAAUCGAGAACUUGGCAAAUACACGCACAUCCCCUACCCCUAUGAUGGUGGUUAUGGGCCAUACAACGGAUCCAAUAUUCCGUAUAUGCAUGUCGAUGUGCCCUAUGAUCACAAUCUUUACACAUCCACAACUACUACAACGAAGAAACCCACAACAACAACCACCACAACAACAACGACUACAACUACCACAACACCACGUACGGUAUUGUUCAACUACGAUGAGGAGGGCAAAUACAAGGUAGUGCAUCAGGAGGAUGCGCGCAAACAGGACAAAUACGAUCACUCUUACUUGACUGAGAACGGCAUCUAUGGCGAAGAGCAAGCGAAAUUGCACAAAAACGGCGGCACCGACGCUAAGGGCUUCUACGAAUACACCGGCGAUGAUGGCAAGCUUUACCGCGUCCAUUACGAAAGCAACCACAAAGGUUUCGUACCCAAGGGCGAUCACAUUCCCACACCACCACCAAUCCCAGAGGCCAUCGCACGCGCACUUAAAUAUGUCGACGAUUUGCGCAAAUCUCGCGGUGAAAUGCCCAUGUUCGAUCAGCGCGGUUUCCGCAUCGACCAAAUGUCAUCCAAGGACAUCAUGGCCAAAAUCAAGUCCAUCCACUUGGAGGAGAUGCCCAAAGAGAUCAGCGAACAAAUUAUUGAAUUGCAACAUGAAGUCGAACAGUAUCAACAAAUGAUACAGGCAUACGAGCAAGAGCAGCCACGUGAGCAAUAUGUCGAAGAGUACCAACAGCCACAGCAAGUAUAUGAGCAGCAGCAACAAUAUGAUCAGCAAUAUCAAGAGUACCAACGCGAGUUGUACAACGAACCGGCCACCGAGAGCAACACACAGGAGUACAACUAAGCCGAGCAGUUCGCUGCAAACAGGUGCCAUUUAAUAACAAACAAGGAAAAAUAUAGCAAUAACAAAUUUAACAAAUUGAUCAAAACAAAUUGAGAAUUAGACGAAUUGCAGCACAUAAACUAAGUAACACGAACGAUUGGCUCGUUUUUAUAGUAAUUACUUAAAUAAAUGUUACUGCAUACUUAUAUUAUUUAAAUUAUGUAAUUAUGUAAAAGAAGAAGAAAAAUGGAACUAAAAUUAGCGCUAAGUUAAAACGAAAUAUUCACGCUUCACACACAUCAACGAACAUGAACUGCCAUUAAGCAUCUAAAAAGCUUGUUGGCUCAAAUCAAAUGCCGCAAGGAGUGGGCGCAUAAGCACAGCAGCAACCUGUCCGACAGCAAACAGCCAACAAAGACGACGUCACAUCGUACGCACCAGGAAGUGAAGAAGUCACGGAAGACGCACAUCAACACGCAUCUCACACACAUACACAUAGCACACCCUUCCCCCACUGAAAAGCAACAAAAUACAAAAAACAUUCCCCACAAAACAAAAACAAAAAGUAAAAAACGCAAAAAAAAUACAAUAACAAAUGUUAAGAAUUAAUUUCAUAUUUAACUAUUUAUAAUAAAUUUAUUAGUAAUCUCAACAAACUGAGAAAUAAGUCAUAAAAAUGUGUUAUACAAGUAUGUAAUAAAAAUUUAACCAAA
Messenger RNA from Bactrocera oleae (olive fruit fly), 1965 nucleotides. It is a transcript of the gene Cpr49Ac, whose product is annotated as Cuticular protein 49Ac. The record is from RefSeq and is a predicted model, not a curated record. Lineage: Eukaryota; Metazoa; Arthropoda; Insecta; Diptera; Tephritidae.